AAGUCUGGGCAACUGACAGCAGUCGGUUUAAAGAUUGUUUAUGUUCUACAUCGAUUCCAUAGAUACAAAUUCCUGGGGUUUUAGAUACUUCAGGAAAGUGCUAUUCUCUUCGAAUUGGUCGAAACAAUUGGCGUAGAAUUCUUCUUAUUUCUAGUUCCUACUUAUUAAUAAUUUUUAAUAAUUAACAAAGAUUUUUAAUUAUGUUUUUUAGUAUUUUUAUCUAUCUAAUGCUUCUAUGGCACAUGUAAAUUGAAUUCCUUCGAAAACUCAGUAUAUUCUUACGCGUUUUUUUCGCAUUUGAGCUGAUCGAAUUGAUUUUAGUUGUUGUUGCUCUUUGAUGAUUUUGUUUAUUGCCGCGUAAGUAUGUGUACAAUAAUUAUUUACACAACUUAUUGACAAUCAGGAGUUUCGUUUCGUUUUCGGCAUCUCGGUCUUACUGAUUCUGUUUCGGUUGCUUGGCUUUUUGUUUGCCUUCAAUUGACAAUGGCCUGAAAAAAGGGUGGCGGGGGGGAAUGUGAAUCCGGAGGUGGAAAUCGGUAGAUGCUAAUUGAAUGGCAUUUGUAAAGCGUCUCAAAAGUGUGAGUGUUUUUUUUUUUGUUUAUUACCUUACUGCGUGUGUGUGUGUGUGUAAACCUUAUGAGGAAGUAAUUUGAUUUGUCUCUUGUUUUUUGUUUUCGAUGAUACAUGCAUUUGUUAUCGUCUUUUCCCACCGAGAAUUUCCUGCCAUAUAAAGUCAACCGAAGUUGAUGAGCCGGCUAAAUCACAAUAAAGCGUAUUUUCUUACCUGGCGCAUCUAAGCGAUUGACUCACCUGCAUCUUUAUAUCUUUAUCAGUCAUUGUGGGUGGAAUCAUCCGACGAAGUGCUAACACAACGGGAACAGCUGUGACACUUGUUAAUUGGGAUUGUCAAGUGAAAUGUACCUACUACAGAAAACAGCAAUGAAAACAGAAGCGAACACAAAAAAGCAUGCAAAUUUAUAGAGCAAACAAUCAAUUUUUGCAUAAUUGACAGCGUUGAGGAAUUUGUGAUGAGCACGUGCCUCUGGCGAAAUCGAUCGUUAUAAAAGUACGAGUAUGAUUGAAUGAUUAAUGCUGUGACAUUUAGUGGGCCAAAACGAACAAUUGUAGUACUCACUAAUGGUAUCCAUAACUUUGAAUGUCAAAUUAUCGCUCAGUGUGACCAUAUUUCUCGAAACAGUCGGUCAGGGUGGCACUUCAAAGCAGAUAGAUAAACAAAUGGAAUCAGCUUCCCUCGAUCUGUUGACUGUUUGCUGACUGUAACGAAAUUUAGUUACCCCUGAUAAGAGCACAGCUGUUCGACAACUUCAAGGUCCAAUGGUGGCCACUUAUCUUAUUUCUGCCAUGGCCACUCCAAUAUGUGUACUCAUGCUAUAUAGUAUAGCUAUAUCUGUGCGUUGGUAAAACAUGAGUACGUAAGGAUCUGAAUACAUAUGAAUUUAUUUACGUAUGUGUAUUGCCUUAGAGCCCAUGGCUUAUCGCGCCUAAGCGCAUUUUGCCAAUAAUUCACUAUUAUCAAUGGAAAAUGGCAAAAGUUCACUUGUACACACAACUGUGGGUACACAACGAACACACACACAUUCGAAUUAUUAUUAUUUGUUUAAACCGAAGGAACUGCAGAACCCAUCGAUAAGAAAAUGUGCGAUACGUACUUUGAUCGUUAAAGCAAACCAUAACCUAGUUUCUUUAGUGAAAAUCUGAGGGAAAUAAACAGUUUUAUCGUUUCUUAGCCUAUAUAAAUAGUAUUAAUUGAUUUCUUUCUUUGUUUAGAGUUCUACGCUCUCUUGAUCGCUUUCAUGUGCCGUUUUUCAAAUUGAAUUUCAGUUUACUUUCUUUGUGUGCGGAAUGUGUUUGCACUCAAUUGGCAAGUUUUAGUUUAAUUGAAUUUUUCUGUAGUUGCCUUGGCAACUGUUUUAAUGCUCCAAUUGAUGCAAUUAAGCACCAGCCAUGCAGGCUAGACACUCUAUAUAGAGAAAAGCUGGGGAACUUUAAAAAAUAUAUAUUUUUUAAAUUUCAUUUAAAAUUGAGAUGAAUGCAAAUGUGAAUUUAAACUGUUUAAAAUAAUUUCACUAUGCUGAUAAUAUUUCUCUCUGUGCAGCCCUAUGCUCUACCCGUCUCUUUCUGGUCAAUUCACACCGUCUCGCUCACAUUUGUUGAUUGAUCUUUCGCUAUGGGCAAAUAUUUAAGCUGCCGGCUGAGCGUUGCCUUUUGGCCAGCAGACCGAAAACAUGUUUGAACAUCUAACACGCGUCAGACCGAAAAGAAGCGAGUGCAAGCGGGACGGAGAUGGUGAGCGAGCGAGACGGGUGGCUGAAAUCGUUUAACAAUUUUUAUUUACCUUUUUAUUAACAAUUUCGCGGCUUUUUGCAGCUCACCAUUGGUGUGUCUGCGGUUUUUAUCAUAUUUCUCCUGUGUGUGUUUACAAAACCCAAAAAAUUAUGCGCACUAAAUCUAAGGUUUUCCUCGGCAUUUUCACGUUCCUAUUUGUAUGCUCUUGAUAGUAAGAAAACUAUGCUAUCUGCAGCAACAAGAGACACCACCCAUACAUACAUUCCAAUGAUAAACACAAAUGCUAUCAGUGAAGUUGCUUCUUCUGCUGAUUUUUCAUCGCAAGAAAAGUAAAUUCGCAAAUCAGUCACGUGCGUUCGCUCUCUGUCUCAGUCGCACAUUAGAGUGGGUGGUGGGCGUAAGUGGGUUGUGGCUGGUGGGAGAGAGGGAGGUAGACAGAAGACAAACAGCACGCGCCAAGUUAAUGCUACCCGAUUUGACUUUGCAGGCGAUAGCAAAAACAAUAAUAAAUCAACAUUUCCUCUGCACAAACUGUAAAACUUCCAUACCAAGCACUUUUGUAAUUCAAGCUGUACAAUGGAAAAACAAUUCAACGAAUUUAGUAAGUUUACAAUGGAGCUUAAAUAUAAAGAACAUCUCUGCAUAACAUAGAAAACUUCUUAACUUUAAUUUCAUUGUUUUUAGAUGAUGAUUUAAAGUUAGCUGAAUAUAGUCAUAUAUACAAUAGCGGAAUAUAGAAUAUGCAAGCGGAGAAAUAUAUAACUAACAUCCAUUUGCUCCUUAAAUAUAUAAGUUUCACGUAAGCAGGUCCCACUGUUGUACUUCCUUACAAUACUUUUGUUAGUCCAUUGAAACUUGAUUAGCUCGCCAAGCAUUUGAUCGUCACUUGAGUUUUGGCCAGCAGGUGGAUUUUCCCGGUCUCCCACAAGUACUGAUUAGAAAUUAGUUAACCACGAAAGUGGUCCUCAAGCCACGACCCCGCUUGUCCCAUUUCCAUGGGCAAUUAAGUAGGCCAUGACAUGGAAACUGUAAUUGUACUAAUCGAUUUUCCAUUUCCACUGAAAGUUGCCGCUGCCGGUGGGAAAAUUGUAAAAUCCAGCCAAGCCAAAUAAAGUUUACUGACCCCCGUCCGAAGCAUAGAAUAAUAGUUGGCACAGCAGCCGGGUGGGGAGUGGAAAGGUGAGCACGAAGGAGGUCGCAUAUAUCGAUUAAACACGUGGAAAGAGUGGGUGGGUGGGUGGUUGGGUGUGCUGGCAACACGUUUGAUUACCGCGUGUAAAUAACAACAACCAAACGAGCGCUGCAGAAGUUGCAAGGACUCUCUCCUCGGAUGUUGUGCAACAAUCACAUGCUACCGAAGCCCCAAUGGAAAAUCCAAAAGACGAUGAACAAAAGCCACCGGCUCCAAGGGCUCAACCGCCGGAAAAACCCGCUCGCAAGCGGAAUCAAGUUAAAAUUCCGCCCAAGAUCAGGGCGCCAAAACCAACACCUACCGCCAUUCUGUGUGAAUUGACGCGCCUGAAGGCGCAGCAAAAAUAUCUCGAAUGCAAUCAAGUCAAGCUGAAUCCCAAUAAUUUUAUACUGAAAGAUGAUGAGGGCACAGAUUCAAAGAUCGAAUCUUGCCAAGAGCCAGAAACUGGCCAAAAUCCACGACCCACCAGUUCCUCAACGGCAGAUCUAAUAAGUUUGAUCAACGAAAUCGAACAGGAGAAACUGGUGCUCCUUGAAAAACUAAAGCUACAUAGCAGCGAAAAGCGUGGAGAGCUUCAGGAUAUGUGGCACUUUGUGGCCACCAUUAAGGAGGAUGUCUUUCGGCCAGAACGUCUUAGCCAAUAUACAGUGAAUGCUCUGAGGGAGAGAAUCGUUGGCCUAAAUGCCCAAUUGUAUCGCUUGGCUGCUAGGAACUCAAAAGAACUCGAAGAACUAAGGCAGCAGUACGCUAAAUUGGAAAAUGAAAAUAAGGUGUUGUGGAAAGGUAGCAUGUAGAUUAAUAUACAACAACUUUGGAUUAAUUUUUUCACUUUUCCUAGAUAAUAUACCAAAAAUUUGUAUUUGUUCUAUAACUUGAAUAGGUUUUCAAAACAAUAAAGAAAUAUCUUUAAAUCAAAUAGAAAA
Drosophila sechellia is the source of this 4422-nucleotide messenger RNA. RefSeq lists its product as uncharacterized. NCBI's taxonomy places the organism in Eukaryota, Metazoa, Arthropoda, Insecta, Diptera, Drosophilidae. The transcript has a single exon. The coding region runs from base 3673 to 4293 and encodes 206 amino acids. The record is from RefSeq and is a predicted model, not a curated record.